Messenger RNA from Cheilinus undulatus (humphead wrasse), 1022 nucleotides. RefSeq names its product homeobox A2b (gene hoxa2b). Gene Ontology annotation, biological process: regulation of DNA-templated transcription. The record is from RefSeq and is a predicted model, not a curated record. The transcript has 2 exons. Gene Ontology annotation, molecular function: DNA binding; DNA-binding transcription factor activity, RNA polymerase II-specific. Bases 12 to 1022 code for a protein of 336 amino acids. NCBI's taxonomy places the organism in Eukaryota, Metazoa, Chordata, Actinopteri, Labriformes, Labridae.
UCCAGGAGGAGAUGAAUUACGGAUUUGGGCGAGAAAGUGGUUUCAUCAACAGCCAGCCGUCGCUCGCUGAGUGCCUGACAUCUCUCCCUAACCCUGUCGGUGAUGCAUUUCAAAGUUCAUCAAUCAAGAGCCCGGCGCUUUCACACUCCACACUGAUUCCUCCUCCUUUUGAGCAGAGCAUCCCCGGCCUGAACCCGGGCGCCCACCCACGCCACAGCCGCUCCACAAAGCAGCAGGCGGCCGUGAAAGGCUACAGCAGCCCGGCGCAGGCUGCAUCUUUACCCCCGGAGUACCCGUGGAUGAAGGAGAAGAAAAGCAUCAGGAGGAACCAGAUUUCUGCAACUACGACUGACUCUUCACCUCCUCACUUCUCCCCCCAAGGUUCACCAGAGGCUCCUGAGGGUGCUGUUGGCGGUGGAGGGGCAUCCCGGAGGCUGAGGACCGCGUACACCAACACCCAACUCCUGGAGCUGGAGAAGGAGUUCCACUUCAACAAAUAUCUGUGCAGACCAAGGCGCGUGGAAAUAGCUGCUUUGCUGGAUUUAAGCGAGAGGCAGGUGAAGGUUUGGUUCCAGAACCGGAGGAUGAAGCACAAGAGGCAGACGCACAGUAAGGAGAACAGGGACAGCGAGGGCAAGUACGUGGGCCUGGAGGACGACGAAGACGACGACGCAGCGGAGGAGGACUUUUUCGAGCGGGCAGGGAAGGAGGAGAGGUUUUUCCAGCAGCACAAUGGAGAGAAUCAGAGCCCGGCUCUGGACAACGAUGAGAAAAAUCUGAAACAUGUUCCCAUCGCGGCUCCUACUGCUCCACUUUACGCGCCGACAAUAGACCGGGACAAUGAUGGCCAUUCCACGGGCCUGGACGUCUGCUUUCAGGAUUUUCACGUUUUCUCCCCCUCUGCUUCUUUCUCACCCAGUUUGUCUGAAUCCACGCAGAGUCCUCUGACUUUAUCAUCCGAGACUUUUGACCUUUUCUCAGAAACUCUCACAACAAUCGACCUGCAGAACUUGACCUAUUAA